Molecule: messenger RNA, 864 nt
Organism: Aspergillus mulundensis
Lineage: Eukaryota; Fungi; Ascomycota; Eurotiomycetes; Eurotiales; Aspergillaceae
Product: DUF3716 domain-containing protein
Exons: 3
Coding region: 1-864 (287 amino acids)
Biological process (GO): regulation of DNA-templated transcription
Molecular function (GO): DNA-binding transcription factor activity; copper ion binding; DNA binding
Source: RefSeq, a predicted model, not a curated record
AUGUCUUCGCUCUUUGAGGAGUACGGUCUAGCUUUACACCAGACACAAGACAACGACAGCCCCCGCUCAAUCAACCACUCAAACAAGCGGGCUAUCGAAAAUGCUUCAAAAGAGAUAGGCAAGAACAGCCUGAGUCCUACUCAGUCCCAAGUCGCCUCCCUUCUAGAGCGCGUUAGAGAACUCGAUUGGACCACGAAAAUCGCCAGAGAGCUGAAGACGGAAGCGCAGCGCUCAGCGGCUCUCUUGCAUUGUCGCGGAAAGUCCGUUGAGCCUUGUUCACACUGUGCUCAGGGCGGUCCCUGGAGUACCUGUGUCGUCUUUCCUGUGUACCAAGGGCAGUCAAUGUACUCCUACGCCUGCUCAAACUGCGUAUACUACCAUAGAGCUAUAAAAUGCAGCCAUCGUCAAGCAUUUGAAGCUCAAGGUGGUCGAAACUGGGACCCUGCUAUCACCGAGUCCAUUGUAGCCAAUGGCGGACUACGCUCUGUCCUCACCAAGGACCACAAUAACAUCGCCCCUGUUAUGAAAGUGACUUCACCCGCCGUCCCGAAGAAACGGAAACAGAGCGCAGAGUGCGCUGCGCCGUCCCAGGCUCAGACGCAGAUGCAGGCAAAUACCACACAGAUCGCUACGCCGAAGAAGACCAUUCGACUGCAGAGCAAGUCGGCUUUCGAUGGAGAGAAGCUCCCUUGGCCAGUGUCGCCUGCAUCAUGGAAUGACCCCAUCAAGCUACGUUCCGCGAUUAAAGACCUGGAGACGUUUACACAAAUCGCCAAGAAGCGGGUUGCGAGACUGGAUGAGGAGUGUGAGGCCAUGUCUACAGCGGACUUCUGGAACCAGGAGGCAGCUAAACUCUUCUCUUGA